CCGCCGGCAAACUCAGUGACGGAAGGCGAUGUGUAACAAACGAGUCAUCGCGGCGUAACGCGUUUCUGUUUAAUUACAAAAUUAAAUUACAGAUGCGUACGAAGAGAGAUCUUACACCACAAAGUCUCAGGUCCAACAUAUACGCUUGGCCGGUGGAAAACGACUCAGUCUCAGAUUCCAUGUUACUGAUUGACGAGCGAGCCUGUCAAUCCGCUGCCACGGCUUGAGGUGGCGAGCGCGACGAGUUAGUUCACUAAAUUGGAAAGAUGAACAUAGAUAUUUCUCUCCUGUCUCAGAUAGUCAACGACGACGAUGAGGAUACAAUGCAGACGUUGAAGUUUGGCAGUGGUCACCAGAAAGACACCACAUUCAAUGAGAUACAGCGCUUCACUGGCACGCACUCGGGAUCUCCACCAGACAUCAAGCACCUGCUAGAGGAAAUCGAGAUCAUUAAGUUCCAGAUUGGAAUCCAAACCAAAACCAUCGAAUCAUUGAAUCAAACAGUGAGCCUCUUAGCGAAGGGCAUAAUCAACCAUCAGCAGAGGAUCAGACUGUUGGAGGAGGAGGUGAGGAAGCUGAACAUGAGCAGCAUCAUCGAAGAGGACAGGAUUAGUUUGAUGAUAGACAAACGGAUUGAACAUUUGACAGAGCUGUCCUCAAACCUGGCCAAACCACAACAAUCAGACCAGCAAGCAGAAAAUCAGGCACAGUCAACAGAUACCACCAACCAGGCUGAAAAACCUGCUACAGAAAUGUAUGAGAGCAAAACAUUUCUCUGGGAAGAAUGUGAAUCACUGCGGAACGAAAUAGAGAAAAUUAACAGAAAGCUAUCUGUACAAGAGGAUGAUCUAGUAAGUAGUUUGAGAGAUUGCAAAAUACUCAAACAGAACCAAAAGAACUACAAUCAGAUUCUAGAAAGGCUAAUACAAAGGUGCAGACAACUACAGCCACCAGAUACUGAUCAGGAGAUACGGGACAUUAAACAACCUAUGGUUGAGAUGCAGGAGCAGAUUCGGAAUCCGUGUUCCUGCAGCAGCAGAAGCGAAACUACUGACAAGAGAGCAGGUAGCAAUACUGUGUUAAAACAACUGAUGGAAGAAAACUGCACUGCUUCAGAUUCAGAUAGUGAUACAUGGUAAAAGAAUCCAAGUGUGAGUGUUCGAUACCUGCUGCCCUUAAUAACAUCCCCGUGAACCAACUGUCUACAACAGCACAGUCAGAUACAAGAUGAAAGUAGGAUGCAAGACUGAAAACAUAGUGGUUCCGGCCCAGUCCAUCGCGGGAAAAGCCCUCCCCGUCUGAGCCCAUCUAGAUGGAGUGCUGUCACAGGAAAGCAGCAUCCAUCAUCAAGGACCUCCAGCAAGGUUACAGGGUGGCACAUCUGGAAUGGAAGCCAGUUGCUUUCUUCCCUUGCAAAGGUUCGAAAGCUUUCAGCAACCCCACUGGAGAUCAGCAACACUUGGUGCAGAGCAAGUUUGGUUCCUGGGAGCUUCCUGGUAGUUUAUGGAUCGGUGCUGUUUAGGCAACCAGGAAGUCGUUUGGACACUAAUCAAGUGAUACACAGGCCUUCCUAAAAUGGCACAGCUGGAGAAAUUUUCAGUAGUACGUUCACAAUAGCUUCAAGGAUGAACAGUGAGAAUACAAAGUUUCAUUUGAACACCGGUAAUAAAAUCAA
This is a messenger RNA of Mobula hypostoma (lesser devil ray), 1675 nucleotides long. Its product is annotated as cytospin-B-like. NCBI's taxonomy places the organism in Eukaryota, Metazoa, Chordata, Chondrichthyes, Myliobatiformes, Myliobatidae. The record is from RefSeq and is a predicted model, not a curated record. The transcript has 13 exons. The coding region runs from base 267 to 1139 and encodes 290 amino acids.